AUGGGUGUAAAAAAACUUGCCCUAAUCAUCUGUCUUCCGUUGUUGGCAUUUUUCAUAAUACUAGCCAUUGUAAUAUGCUGUUGUUUACGCUCACGACGACGUAAUGUGAAACGCACUACGCAUAAUACAGCGCCAAACGCAAUGUCGAAUCAUGUCCCACGAUCGCAGCCAACAGGAACCACUGAUUUUACCAGUCCUUAUGCAUUACAAACUCCAUAUCCAGUAGGAUCAUCACAAGGUGGAAUGCCAACGGCAACAAUACCAACUGCAGCAGCUACUAUUGGCGAUCAACCACCGCCUUAUCCCGACUCUUCUGCUCCCCCCCUGGGGCCACCAGCACCACCACCAGAUUAUUAUUCGAAAAUGGGGGGUUCUAGAUGA
Molecule: messenger RNA, 381 nt
Organism: Trichobilharzia szidati
Lineage: Eukaryota; Metazoa; Platyhelminthes; Trematoda; Strigeidida; Schistosomatidae
Source: the annotation of a GenBank genome assembly